AUGUCUGGAGGUGAUAAAUUUUUACAUAUUUGUUAUACAUCAUAUCAUUAUUAUGAGUAUAAAGGAUUGUUCAAAUGUAAACAAAGAAAUAAGGAAUCUCCAGAAAAAAGAGAUAAAUUAAAUAAGGAAGAUAAAAUUCCUAUUUGUGAUUUAUGUAAAUUAAAACAUUUUAGAUGUAAAGGAAAGAAAUAUGAUAUUAAGGACAUUGGAACUAAAAAGGAAAAGAUACAAUAUAUAAGACAGAAAUAUAUAGUGUCUAGUAAUUAUAAAGAUACUAAAUUAUCAUGGGUUAUCAAUACACCAAAAGUGAUAAGAGAUGUAGCAUUGAUGGAUCUCUUCAAAAAUAUCAAGUCUAAUCAUGUAUUGAAAAGACAUUUUUAUAUUUGUAUUCCUACCAAUAUUGAAAAGUUUGAAGUUACAAAUGAAGAUAUUGUUUCUUUUGAUCCUGGUGUAAGAACUUUGUUGACAGAAUAUGAUCCAAAAAGAAAUAUACUUGAAUUUGGAAACAAUGAUAUUGAAAAGAUUAAAACAAGAUGUAAAAGAUAUGAUAAGUUGCAGAGUUUUCUUAAACUUGAUAAAAGACUGUUAUCACAAGAUUGUAAGAUAUAUUUGCAAGAAUUAUCAGACUAUGUUGUUGCCAAGAUUCGAAAUCCAAGAUAUG
This is a messenger RNA of Scutellospora calospora, 661 nucleotides long. The record is from the annotation of a GenBank genome assembly. Lineage: Eukaryota; Fungi; Glomeromycota; Glomeromycetes; Diversisporales; Gigasporaceae.